AUGUCCUUCAAGUCCGCCAGUUCUAGGGCCAAGGCCAAGGCCACGGUAAAUAAACUUUUUGACGAUGUUCUCCCUGGCGCCAGCAUUGUGCCUCUGAAAAAAGUCCAUACCUCGACUGCAAGCGAUUUCGCCCUGGAGGCUAGAAAGAGCCGUCUCUCUAAAGGUGAGGUGAGAAAGCAGAACAAGGCAGAGAGGGCCAAGCAGAAUAAGGCGAUCAACAAAAGACUAGAAAAGGACAAAAAGUUCCACAAACUUGUGAAAUACAAUGUCAUUAAGGGACACAAGGGCGCAGCCGCUGGUAUGACGCCGGAGGAAGAGAAAUACUUGAAGAAGCUCGUUAAGAAAAACUCCAGUGCCUUGAAACGUUCCGCCGAUAUCAAUGACCCUGAUGUAGAGGAUGAGAUCAUGUCCCUCCAACGAGAGAUCAUAGCUAUGCGUGACGAAAAACACGACAGAUCCAGGGACCGCAAGCUCGACGCUAAAUUACUGGCUUUCAAUGACAAAAUCAAGUCUGGAACGCUUUCUUACCCUGGCCUCACCCCUGGUUUGGCGCCAGUGGGUUUGGAGGAUGACUCAGACGAGUCUGAUGACGAAUAA
Candidozyma duobushaemuli is the source of this 597-nucleotide messenger RNA. RefSeq lists its product as uncharacterized. The coding region runs from base 1 to 597 and encodes 198 amino acids. NCBI's taxonomy places the organism in Eukaryota, Fungi, Ascomycota, Pichiomycetes, Serinales, Metschnikowiaceae. The record is from RefSeq and is a predicted model, not a curated record. The transcript has a single exon.